GGCGCUGGGCACCCGCUGGCCGACUUUCCCAAGUGCGAUCGGAGCCCGUUUGGCCCGCGUCCCGCCCCCAUGGACUCGCCCGGGGUCGCCCACACUUGAGGACCCGACGCCCGCUGGGUUCCAGGUUGGGUUGACCUCCACUCCCGCCACCAAGUGAGCCCCUCGGGCUGUGCAGGCUCCCGUCCCGCGUCCCGCCCGCUGGCCGUCGGGCGAAGGCUCCGCCGCCGCCGCGCCUCGCACCCCAGCUACCUGCCCCAUGCUGGUGCACACUUACUCCCCCAUGGAGCGCCCCGACGGGCUGGGCGCAGCGGCUGGAGGGGCCCGCCUGUCGUCCCUGCCUCCGGCGGCCUACGGCCCGGCACCCCCGCUCUGCCACACGCCCGCCGCGGCCGCGGCCGCCGACUUCCAGCCGCCCUACUUCCCGCCGCCCUACCCGCAGCCGCCCCUGCCCUACGGCCAGGCGCCCGACGCCACCGCCGCCUUUCCCCACCUGGCGGGCGACCCGUACGGCGGCCUGGCGCCCCUGGCACAGCCGCAGCCUCCACCGGCCGCCUGGACCGCGACCCGCGCCGCCACCCGCGCCCACAACGAGCCGCCGGGCCUGCUGGCGCCGCCCGCCCGCGCCCUGGGCCUGGACCCGCGCCGCGACUACGCCGCCGCGGUGCCCCGGCUCCUGCACAGCCUGGCCGACGGCGCGCACGGCCUGGCGGACGCGCCCCUCGGCCUCCCCGGGCUGGCGGCGCCGCCCGGCCUGGAGGACUUGCAGGUCAUGGAUGAUUCGGGAGUGAGCCUCCUGGACCAGUCUGUGAUCAAGAAAGUCCCCAUCCCCUCCAAAGCCAGCAGCCUCUCGGCCCUCUCACUGGCCAGAGACAGCCUGGUUGGCGGCAUCACGAACCCCAGUGAGGUCUUCUGCUCCGUGCCAGGCCGGCUGUCACUGCUCAGCUCGACAUCCAAGUACAAGGUGACAGUGGGGGAGGUCCAGCGGCGACUCUCGCCUCCCGAGUGCCUCAACGCCUCACUCCUGGGUGGUGUCCUUCGCAGGGCCAAGUCCAAGAAUGGAGGCCGGUGCCUGCGGGAACGGCUGGAGAAGAUUGGGCUCAACUUGCCAGCUGGCCGACGCAAGGCCGCCAACGUGACGCUACUCACUUCACUGGUGGAGGGAGAGGCCAUACACCUGGCCCGAGACUUCAGCUACAUCUGUGAGACCGAGUUCCCAGCCAAGGCAGCUGCCGAGUACCUGUGCCGACAGCAUGCUGACCCUGGGGAACUGCACAGCCGCAAGAACAUGCUGCUGGCCGCCAAGCAGAUCUGUAAGGAGUUUGCAGACCUGAUGGCUCAGGACCGCUCGCCACUGGGCAAUAGCCGCCCUGCUCUCAUCCUGGAGCCCGGAGUGCAGAGUUGCCUGACACACUUUAGCCUCAUCACCCACGGUUUUGGUGGGCCAGCCAUCUGUGCUGCCCUCACCGCCUUCCAGAACUACUUGCUGGAGUCACUCAAGGGGCUGGACAAGAUGUUUUUAAGCACUGCGGGCAGUGGGCAUGGCGACACUAAAGCUUCAGAGAAGGAUGCCAAGCAUCGGAAAUAACCGCUUCCCAGGCCCCAUCCCUAAGGGGCUCCCAAGGCCUGAAAUAAGGUCUUAGCUCCUAGGGGUGGGCCUGAAAGGAUUAAAAGGAGGGGUUAGAGUAAGGCCAGAAAGAGAGCAUUCAUCCAGAGACCCCCGAGUUAGGGACCUGGGCUGGAAAAGGUGGGGAUGGCCUGUCUGUGGUGGUUUGAUAAGGGCCCUGUUGUUUGCAAUUUUCUGACCCUGGAUUGCUAAGUGCUUGAACAGGAAAUUGGCAUGGUUCUUGGGGCUGAGCCCUCCCCGUUAGGGUGCUUGGGCAGUGGUGGGUACUCUUAGGGUCCAAGGCCUUGCUGUUUUUACUGAUGGCAGGAGGAAAACUGUUGACAAACCAGAGGUGCUACUGAGGAGUUGGCACCCUUCAUCCCAGAAUCUUGACCCUCAAAGAAAAGGGGUCCUGGCAGGAAAACUCCAAUGGGUACUUUGGACUCCUCCCACUCUUGGAAAGAAGUGGGCAGGAACAAAGAAGACAAAGCACAAAUUGUAUAACUUGAAUCCAGGCUGCACUUCACAGCCCUGUCAUUGUCUGCCCUAUUUAUUUGUGUGUUGUAAUUAAAUUUGAAAGUUUUAAAAUGUC
Molecule: messenger RNA, 2195 nt
Organism: Myotis myotis
Lineage: Eukaryota; Metazoa; Chordata; Mammalia; Chiroptera; Vespertilionidae
Gene: TFAP2E
Product: transcription factor AP-2 epsilon
Exons: 7
Coding region: 257-1585 (442 amino acids)
Biological process (GO): regulation of transcription by RNA polymerase II; regulation of cell population proliferation; anatomical structure development
Cellular component (GO): nucleus
Molecular function (GO): DNA-binding transcription factor activity, RNA polymerase II-specific; RNA polymerase II transcription regulatory region sequence-specific DNA binding
Source: RefSeq, a predicted model, not a curated record